Molecule: messenger RNA, 2718 nt
Organism: Adineta ricciae
Lineage: Eukaryota; Metazoa; Rotifera; Eurotatoria; Adinetida; Adinetidae
Source: the annotation of a GenBank genome assembly
AUGGGUAAAAGAAAAACGCGUUUGUCUUUGUUUUCGACUAUUGUUCAAAAAAUCAAUGAAAAUGAGAGAAAACUGCCGUCCACUGACUGUCACCGGAUCGAUAAUGAAUACUUUACUGCAUUCAAUUCAUUGGAUGAUAUUCAGCAAUUUCAUGCGAAGGUGACUGAACAACAGCAGAAGAGUAGCGUUGAUGAAGAAACAGAUGUUCAAAACGAACAUGACGAUCAGGAUAUGGAUAUGAAAUCCUUUGCACAACAAUUUCUGAUUGAUUCGCCAGAAACAGAAGAUCUAAGUUUGAUCCGUACCUCUUCACAAGAGAUAUUCACUACGGAUCAACCAAUCAAUUGGUCACCGAAAACCGAUGUCAAUAAAAACUUCAGUCAAUCCGCAGAUAAUAAAAGACGCAAAUCGACAAUGCCUGUGAAAUUACCGGUUCAAUCGACGCAUAAAAGACAACGUCGACAUAUUCGAGAUUUACCACAAUCAAGUGACUUCAUUUUUACGUCUGACCACAAUCGUCGAGAUUUAUUAAAUACUUCAAAUAGUAUAUUUGAUUAUUCGCAAACGGAAAUUACCUCGAGCAAUCAUCAUGAAUCCACGAGGUCAAGCGAUUCUUCUCUAAUAAAAAAUGAACCAGUUGAAUCUGAACAAGUAUUAAUUGAGCCAAAAGAAGAACCAGUAGACGUUCACAUGACAUCUAUAGGUGCCAUGAGCUUUGGCACAUCACAAUUUUCGGGUGAUCUCGAUAAUUAUGUUCAUAAUAUCCAUCUACUUCGCCAAUCGUCAAAUUCCGUCGAAUCUAAUCCAUUAGUUUCUUCUCGUCCGAAACGAAUUCGUAAACGAAAGAAACUUUAUAUCGAAGAAAGUGAGCUACCAACAAGGCCGAAUAAGAUCAAAACAGCAAUUCGGAAAAAACGUCCAUUACCUCAACUCCCUUCUGCACUCCAAUUAACUGAUGCAGAAAUUGAACAACAAUUCGGUGAACGUCUAUCUGUAGUUAAAUCAGAAUAUGAUAGUGAUAUUCAACAACGUAUCAAUAGUCAAGUUGUUAUAGAAUUCGAACCUGUUUCGUCAACACCACAAACGCCGAUGGAGAAAGCACGAGCAAAACUAACUUCGGCAUUAGAACGUGGACAUGAUCCUGAUACGUAUUUAUUGAAAAUUCGUUCCCGUGAACAUAAAAUAAUUGAAGUUCAGUUGGCAAUUUAUGGUACCGCUGAUUGGUAUUCACUACGAACGAAAAUAUUGACAAAAAUCGAAGAAGCACUACGUGGUCUUCGUGUAAGUUGGACAAAAAUUGAUAUCGUAGUUGAUGAUUUCGAUGUACAAAUCUCCACGUCAUCGCAAACUGCUUCUAUUACUCCGCCGUCCUCCAUAUCGAAUAUGAAUUCAUCGUGGUUUUUAAAAGCACUAAGUGAAUCGGGUCCGUUGAUUGUUCAUAUACACGAUCGUCGAUAUCCUCAACGACGUCUUUUGAUCAAAUGUCCAUGUGCGGAAUGUUCACUGACGUCUACCGAUGACUCUUUCCGUUCAUCGCUACCUGUCAUUGUCAAUGCCUCUCCAGCCACUACACCGACUCGUCGUUUAACAACGCCAAGUAUUUUGAGUAAAACUUCUCAGUCGAAUAUUUCCUCAUCACAUAACAUUGCAACGACAUUCUUCAAUGAGCUUAUCUACCUAUAUGGCAGAAAUACAGUUGUAUCUGUGACACAAUGUGUAUUAGAUCUUGCUUUGAUUGUGAGCGUUCAUGCGUCGUUGCCCAGUCUUUGUGUUUCGCCGAAUUAUUCCACGGAAGAAUAUAAGAAGAAAUAUCAACAAAUUAUUGAUCCGCUGAAAUGUACAUUGAAUGACAAUGAAAAAAUCUUAUUGAAUAAAACACCAAUGAUUGCGCGUGUUGUGUCUGUAAAUGCAAUAAAUAAUACACAAUCGAUUGUUCUCUCCAAGCCACCGGAUAUUCUCACUUUUUAUGAUUCAAUUCGGCAGAGCAAUGCAAAAAUAAGAAGUGCAAAAUCAAUGAGAAAGUUGAUUAGUACAUCAUUUGCGUCACCUAUUUCGCCUCCGUCUCAAUCAAAUUUGCUCAAAACUCGAGCGGUAAUUCUUCCGAAACCAGCAACAUCGUUAUCUUUGGGACAUACUUCGUCAGCGAUGAAUGUGAUUGAAUUAAGGAAAGUAAAUGAACCAAACCUUCAAGCUCAACGACUUUCAUCACAAAUCAAUCAUUCUGACACGAAUGAAUUAAAACAACGGACGGUUUGUACACCGAUCAUUGAAUUAAAACCAAUCACGAGCGGAUCGUCAGUAAUAACACAAAAUAUUCAUUCGCUUACUCGAGAUUCACUAGCUCAUGAAGUGAACAAAGAAACAGCUACCGAGCGAAACGAAUUACCAUCUAUUUCAAAUGAAACAACAUCUUCAGCAAACACAAACGCUCGUAUCAUUCGUCUUUCGAUUGCGAAAUCUACAUCAGCCGAUGCACAACGACCAUCUACAAGAUCACCUCCCACUUUUCGACUAGUGACAUCACCGAAAUCCAAUUCUGAAUCAACUUCUUCACAUUCCAUUUCAUCGACGAACGCUGCGGAAACAGUACCGCUCGUGCCGAAACAAAUCAAUAUCAUCAAACCAUUAUCUUCAACACCUACGUGUCUCACACCUGCCGUGAAGCUUUCGAAUCCCGUUCUCAUUGCCAAUAGAUCUCAACCGCCAACGACAAAAUGA